This is a messenger RNA of Corythoichthys intestinalis (scribbled pipefish), 2645 nucleotides long. RefSeq names its product low density lipoprotein receptor adaptor protein 1a (gene ldlrap1a). The transcript is spliced from 9 exons. The record is from RefSeq and is a predicted model, not a curated record. The coding region runs from base 49 to 945 and encodes 298 amino acids. Lineage: Eukaryota; Metazoa; Chordata; Actinopteri; Syngnathiformes; Syngnathidae.
CACCCGGUUAACAAUUUCCACCAAACUUAACUUCACAACUCAUUCUGCAUGUUACACGCCGAAAUGGAUGCGUUGAAGUCAGCUGGUCGAGCUAUUAUUCGAAGGCCCAGUGUGGCUAAACAGUCCUGGAUUGGUGGAAGACACAGAAAGCUUCUAGAGAACUGGACAGACACAAGAGAGGCCGUCUUGGAGGGGAUGACCUUUAACCUCCGUCACCUCGGGAUGACCUUAGUGGACCAGCCCAAAGGCGAAGACCUGGCAGCAGCAGCAGUGAAAAGGAUUGUUUCUACAGCUAAAGCUAGUGGGAGGAAAGCACAGAAAGUCAGUCUUGGAGUGUCCCCUCGAGGAUUCACUCUCUAUGACAGGUCCACCAAUAUCUUAAUAGAAAAUAUCUCCAUACACAGAAUAUCCUACUGUACAGUGGACAAAGUGCAUGACAGAGUGUUUGCAUUUAUUGCUCAAAACACCCUCAAUGGGACGCUGGAGUGUCAUGCCUACCUGUGCUCCAAGAGGAAAAUGGCUCAGGCUAUAGCUUUGACAGUAGCUCAGGCUUUUGGAGUGGCUUUUGAGGUGUGGCAGGUGACCCGAGAAGAGAAAGGACGGCGAGUGCAAUCUAGUUUAGGUGGAGAUGUCAGUGGUAGUUCCCGACCAGGGAGAUCUUACAACCCCAAAGAUGUUAUCAAAGUCAGCCUGUUGGACAGUAAGGAAACCUUGAACGCAGAAACUAAUGGGAAUGUUGAUCAAUUUGACAACUACAGUUCAUCUGGGAAUUACAAUCCAGUUUGGGAAACACAAGAUGGUUUGGAGGAAGCCUUCUCAAGACUGGCCAUGUCGCGUACUAACCCCCAGGUCUUGGACUUUGGGCUGAUGCCCCAAGAUUGGCUGUGUGAACCCAACUGGGACAGCGCGAAUGGAAAUACCCCCCGUUACCCUCCUUGGGAAUGACAUUCUCAGCUUCUGAUCACUUUUACACAAAGCACAGGUUCACAUGCAAGCACAUUUGAUGACCAUCAUACUGUAAUGAUGGACACAACAUGGGCUAGAUGCAUUAAUCAGUGAAGUAAUAUUAAUUUUCUGUCUUGAAGUCGAAGUUGCCAAAAUACAUAGAUAUCCUCAUCAGCUGUUAGGCACAAUACCUGACUUGAUUUUUAUAGUGUGUUCUAAACCAUGUACGUUUAGUUGAAUGAAACUUCUCUGCUCUUCCCAAUAUACCGUAAUUUUCGGACUAUAAGAUGCUAUUUUUUUUUCACAUGUGAUGAGAAGCACACUGAAUGAAGAAAUGUUGUUCCACUCAAGUCUCGGCCUUACAUGUACUUAGAUUGAGGACGUACAUAACAAUUACCACAGAACAUGAAAUUUGAUUGGUAUUUACUGUACAUCUGUAGUGCUGCAAUGAAUGCUAUGAGGCAUGUUGGACCACAACAGUAUUGACAGCAGCUGCCAGCAGAGGCCGACUGUCUCCCCCAAAGGGAGCAGUGAUGGGCAAAUGAAGCUUCAUGAAGCAAUGAAGCUUUGCAGCCAAUUGGUACAAAGCUUAAUGGUGGUUCAUUUGGUUUUAUGACAGUCUUAUGAUGCAGCUGCCAAAUAAAGUGUUAUUGGUGUAAAUAUUCCAUAAUACUGUGAGGACAGCUGCGGCUUAUAGUCCUGUGCAGCUUAUGUAUGAACAAAUGUGUUUCCUGUCAAAUUUUGUGUGUGGCAGCUUACAGUCAGGUGCACCUUUAUAGUCCAAAAAUUAUGGUAGUUUCUUUGCCCAAAGAUGCCACAAAAUUGUGCUAAAGUAAUAUUUUGAUUGUAUACAUACAUGGCUUUGACCUGAGCAGAAAAACAGCGAUUGAUGCUUUUUUUGCUUGAUAAAUACUAACAAAUGCCAUCACAGAUGACAAGAAGCUCCGACAAAAAUGUGUCAUUUGACUCGAGACUCAAUAAUACUAUACACACCUGAUGAUUGUUAUGAGCCGUAGGAACGCUGGUAUUAUGUAUGAACAGUAUAUACAGUUAUUCAUUCAUCUUCUGAAUUGCUUGUCCUGUACUAUAAUAUUUUUAUAGUAAACCAAAUUUUAAUUGUAAUUAUUAUGAAUAAUGUAAAAUGUAGAUGUAUUGAUUUGUCUUCCCUCCUGCUAACCUUAUUAACUGUUAUUCUCUAUUAAUAGUGGAAAACCAUAACAAAUAUACAGUAUAAUUGUGGUUAUCUACUUUGGAACGAGUUACAAACGUGCAGUUCCCUCUAUAGCUUGCAGAUGGCAAUGUUGCACUAAAGACAUCAGGCUCAAAUUGUGAGUUGAGUUGUUAAUUGACUAUCUGGCAUUAUAUGUACUAUUCACUGCCCGGAGAUGUCUUUAGUCUUCAAAUAUCUGCUGACUUCUUACAUUCAAAGUGAGUUGAUGACAUGUAACAUUGGAUUUCUGUUGCAGAACCAGCUACAAUGAAAAUAUAUUUUCAAGAUGUAUUUCAUACACUUCACAUUGGUCAAUGCAUUCUUAUGCUCUUGUUCUCACUAGUAAGACCAUUCGGCACACUAGUAGGAUUGCUGUUUUUUCCCCACUCUGCCUUGCACUUAAUUACCUUACUACACACUAGUCGGAAAACUACAUAAUAAUAGUGAGGUCAAAUGCACUACUGGUGCAAUUAGUGAAUAGCUAAAUGUA